Anopheles darlingi is the source of this 4722-nucleotide messenger RNA. RefSeq names its product angiotensin-converting enzyme-like. Gene Ontology annotation, cellular component: plasma membrane. The record is from RefSeq and is a predicted model, not a curated record. Gene Ontology annotation, molecular function: metallopeptidase activity; peptidyl-dipeptidase activity. Lineage: Eukaryota; Metazoa; Arthropoda; Insecta; Diptera; Culicidae. Bases 562 to 4266 code for a protein of 1234 amino acids. Gene Ontology annotation, biological process: proteolysis. The transcript has 4 exons.
UCGCUUGCAAUGAACAAUUUCGCGCCCGGAGAGUACGAGAGUGUAGGUGUCGGUUUGCGCUCUCGGGAACCUAUAGUACUGGCUAAUCCUCGCACGAUCAACACAAGGUAGUGGUAGCCAAUGCGGAUAACAACUCGCGGACGGUGCGCCGUUGCAAUUUACUCGUGCUGUGUCUCCCUCCAGUGCGACCGAACCGUCAAGUAGUGAUCAUCAAACGCAUUAACCGAGUGACGUCGGUAAUAUAUCAGCGAGGUGCGUAAAGCAUCAACUGUCAGUCCUUCGCUCCCCGAGGUGCCGAGCGGAAUAAAGGCAGUGUAGUGCGGGCAAACCGCGAGCCGUUCGUCUGCCAUCCAGCGAAAAUCCAAUCGGUGAGACCUACACGGUGUGUCCGGUAAUACCGUCCGGUUUUUGGGGAUCCAUUUUGCAUUGGAGCGUUUUGGGAUUGCGAUAUCGGAGUGUUAUGCGUGUUUGCCGGUUGUACGUGCCAGUGUGUAGUAAUAGAGUCGCCUGUUGGUUGACCAAAGUGGACGCACCGAAGCUACACCAACGAGGGCCCGGAUUAUGAAGUCAUUCGCAUACCUGUUGAUCGUGUGUGGAUGCUCGGUAUGGACGGUGCAGUCCCUGCCGCAGACGGUGGUACAACGUGAUGCACUAACCGAAGAGCAGAUUGUGGCCGCACUCGAGAAAUACGAUCGCGAAGUUAAGUACCACUGCAAUCGCAAUGCCAUCGCCAACUGGAACGUGGCCACCGAUACGGAGAACGUGACACUACAAGAAGUGCAGAACAAUGUCUCGCUGGAGUACGCCAAGUUCCGGAAUGAGUACUACGAACAGUACUUUAAGGAUGCCAUCGUCGAGAACUACAAGGAUGAGAAGGUAAGGAAGCAGCUACGAUUACUAAAGGAUCUCGGGACGGCGGCCCUCCCGGCGGCGAAGCUGGAGGCCUACAAUCGGGUAAUGCGCCGAAUGGAUUCAGCCUAUCAGCUGGCGGAGGUGUGUCCGUACGACAACCAGAACUGCCAGCCGGGCGACCCCAAGUGGACCCUUGAUCCGGAGCUCGAGCGUGUGAUGGCCGAAUCGAGUGACUACGAUGAGCUAGUGUACGUGUGGCGCCGUUGGAGGGAUGAGUCGGGGAAAAAGAUGCGCACCGAUUAUCUGGAGUACGUUGGAUACGUUAAUGAGGCGGCGCAUUUGUCGAAUGGUUACGAGGAUUACGGUGCUCUCUGGCGCUCAAAGUAUGAUGAUCCGAAAUUACGUGAAACGCUGGAGCGUUUGUGGCGCGAAGUAGAACCACUGUACGAUGAGCUGCACACGUACGUGCGCUACCGUUUGUUCGAUCUGUACGGUGAUCGAAUGGACCGAGACAAUCCAAUGAUACCGGCGCAUCUACUCGGCAAUAUGUGGGCUCAAUCGUGGUCCAAUCUGUACGAUCGCAUUAAACCAUUCCCGAACGCCAGUCUGGUGGACGUAUCGGCAAAGAUGCGGCAGCUCGGCUACAACGCGACCAAGAUGUUCACGAUGUCGGACGAGUUCUACCAGAGCCUGGGAUUACCGAGCAGUGCCAUGAGCUAUGGACCGAAGGCGGUGAUCGAGAAGCCCCCGCAAAAGAUCGUGUGUCAUGCGUCGGCCUGGGAUUUCUGUGACGGCGAAGACUUUCGCAUCAAGAUGUGCACGAACGUGAACAUGGAGGACUUUAUCACCGUACACCAUGAGAUGGGCCACAUCAUGUACUACCUGUUGUAUAAGGAGCAACCGCAACUCUUCCGGACAGGCGCUACGCCCGCUUUCCACGAAGCGGUCGGCGAUACGAUCGCACUUUCGGUGGCCACUCCGAACCACCUGCGGAAGGUGGGUUUACUCGAUGAGUACGCCGACAGUGAGGCGGACAACGUGAACGCCCUGUUCGAGAUGGCACUCGAGCGGGUAGCGUUCCUACCGUUCGGUUAUCUGAUCGAUAUGUGGCGCUGGGACGUGUUCAGUGGUGCGGUCAACGAAAGCAACUGGAACGCCCACUGGUGGGAGCUGCGCCAACAGUACCAGAAGGUGUACGCACCAAUCGAACGCACCGAGCAGGACUUUGAUCCGGGUGCGAAGUAUCACAUUCCGGCCAGCUCCCAGUACAUUGCCUACUUUUUGGCCCACAUUCUCGAGUUCCAGUUCUACCGGUCGCUCUGCAUUGAAGCCGGGCAGUACGAUCCAACGAGCAGCUCCACGGAACCGUUGCACAAGUGUGACUUCUUUGAGAGUAAAGCGGCGGGCGAAAAGCUGCGCGAAGGACUGUCGCUGGGGUACAGCGAAGAUUGGCAGGAUGCGCUCGAGAAACUAACGGGCCAGCGGGAGAUCAGUGGCCAGGCGCUGCUCGAGUACUUCGAGCCGCUGUAUCGCUUCCUUAAGGAAGAGAAUCGUAAGUUCAAAACCGCGGAGAUGGACCACAUCGUCGAGCGGUACAAUGGAGAGUAUUCGGUGGCCUGCAAUCGGCAGGUGAAGGCACAGUACGCAACGCAGGUCGAUGUGGGCAAUCCGGUGCUUCAGCAGCAACUUGCCGAGGUGCUCGCCACCAACACGCAGUUUGUGUUGGAUAACUACUAUCGCUACUUUGCCGACAUGGAUCCGAAUGCGUUCGCCGAUCCGAUGGUAAGCCGGCAGCUGAAGUUCCUAACGCAAAUAUCGAUCAACAAAUUGUCCUUCGAAGAUCGUAGUAAGCUACAAGCUGCACUUGGUAGGAUGCAGAAUACGUACAGCACGGCCAAGAUCUGCCCGUACACCGAGCGGCAGUGUGCGAGCGGUAAGCUGUCGCUCGAUCCGGAACUGUACGAGAUUAUGGCCAAAUCGACAGACUAUGACGAGCUGCUGUACGUGUGGACGGAAUGGCGUCGAAAUACCGGUCGUACCAUGCGUCGUGAUUAUGCCGAUUACGUCGAGGUAAUGAACCGGGCGGCCAGCUACGGUGGCUACGCAAACAUGGGCGAACAGUGGCGUUCGGCUUUCGAGCAGGAUAAUUUCGUGGAGACGAUGGAACGGCUGUGGAGUGAAGUCGAACCGUUCUACGGUGAGCUGCACAAAUACGUCCACCGACAGCUGAAGGCAAUCUACGGCAAUCGCAUGACGGAUGGUGCUGGUAAGGACACUAUACCGGCUCAUCUGCUCGGUAACAUGUGGGCCCAAUCGUGGGCUAAUCUGUACGAGCGGACGAAACCCUUUACUGGAACGGUCGAUCUGGAUAUUACCGAGGCACUGAAGGCGAAGAACUAUACCACGAAGCAGUUGUUUGAGAUUGCGAACGAGUUUUACGUUGGGCUGGGGCUGCCGGAUAACAGUAUGAGCUACGAUGUGAACCGCGGGGCGUUGAUCGAGAAGCCGACGGAUCGAGAUGUCACGUGUCACGCAUCGGCGUGGGACUUUUGCGAUCGUGAGGACUAUCGCAUUAAGAUGUGCACCCGAAUGAACAUGGAGGACUUUGUGACGAUCCAUCACGAGAUGGGUCACAUCAACUACUACAUUCUGUACAAGGAUCAACCGGUAACGCUGCGCAGUGGUGCUAACCCCGGGUUUCACGAAGCCGUUGGCGAUACCAUCUCACUUUCCGUGGCCACACCGAAGCAUUUUGAGAAGAUUGGUUUACUCCAAGGGUAUGAAGACACGUACGAGGUGAACAUUAAUGCGCUUUACCAGAAGGCACUGGAUCGUGUGGCGUUCCUGCCGUUCGGGCUGCUGAUUGAUAUGUGGCGCUGGGAGGUAUUCUCCGGGAAGGUGCCGUACGAUCGGUGGAACCAGCGGUGGUGGGAACUGCGUGAAAAGUACCAGAAGGUGUCAGCACCAGUCGAACGGGAUGGCAAUGAUUUCGAUCCCGGUGCCAAGUAUCAUAUUCCGUACGAUAGCCAGUAUGUGUCCUACUUCAUCGCACACAUUCUCGAUCUACAGCUACACAAGGCGCUCUGUCUGGUGGCCAAUCAGUACGAUCCAAAGGAUCCGGCGAAACCGUUGCACAAGUGCGACAUCGAUGGAUCGCGUGCGGCCGGCGAACGGCUGCGUGCCGGCCUGUCGCUUGGCCGAUCGGUACACUGGUCGGAAGCGCUAAAGGCGAUGACGGGCGAGACGGAGCUACGGACCGAUGCACUGCUCGAGUACUACAAACCGUUGUACGAGUUUCUGAAGGAAGAGAACGCCAAAGCGGGCGGUCCGCGUACGGCCACUGGUGGGUCGUUGGCGUUCGUGUUGUCGAUGAUGUGCGGUGCGAUUAUGGUUGCUACCCUUCGGAUGUAUUAAGCUACUAUGAAUGAGUCUUUCACGUUCCUUUCUCCUAACCCAGACCCCUUGGCUUUUGCGUAAUGCGAUCAAUGAAGCGUAACCCGUUUGUUGUUACCGCUUGAUUCCACGCUCUACGCUGAGCAUUAACCCCGCGACGAUUGUAUGUAAAUAGAUGGAACAGCGAGCGGUUGAGCGAGUGGCCGACGGGCAUCGGGCUUAUCACCGGAAGAGAUGGUUUGGCGGGUGCUACUAUGGCAUGGUGAAUGGUCGAUGCUUCGUGAAAGCGAACUGGCGCCGUAUUGCGAUGGUCAGUGAACACCAAUUGAUAGCGUUAACGAGGUUAAUUUAACGUCACCGAAGGUUUCGCGGGGGUCUGUGGUCAUCGGUGCGAGUUGCCAUCAGCAAUAGUGGCAUCUUCUAUUGAUGCAAAUAUGAUUAUGAAGUAAAAGGGGAAUAAAUUUCUAGGCUAAUGUA